AACCAGUUUCGCAGUCUAUCGAAAUAUAGGUAUUCUCUAAAUAUUUGUUGUCUGUUUGUUUUUGUAUUAUGUGGUUAACUAAAGCCGGCUUCUUUUGAAUAAAAAAAAACACAAAAUCAUGAGCAUAAAGAUAUUUUUACCGACGAAUUACUUUUAUGUGAAACGCUCCUGCAACCUAUAUGGUCAAUUGCACAUUAGCGACGACAAUGUUGUGGUCUACUAUGUGGUCGAUGUCGAUGACACCAACACCGAUGACAGCAAUAAAACAGCAACAACAACAAUAAUGGACAGAGGAGAAUGCAAUCAUAUGCGUUUCUUGGGUGCCAUACAAUGCAGCGACUCGUAUGCGGAUAGCAAACAUUGCAAUGCACACGACAUGAUGCUAUGCUUUACAUACAACAAUGAAUCCCCCAAUGUCUCGCUGAUGUUCACUGGCAUAACACCCGAAAAUCUAAACCAAAUCAAAUUGAUACUGUACGACAAACAAAUCGUGCGUAGUCUGAUCAUUAAGGGCUACAAUACUCUCAAUCAUUGGACAAUGCGCGAAACGUCGCCGCGUCAAAUUAAUGAUGAAUGCGAUUUCUAUAUGCUCGCACGAUUAGUGCAACCGGAGCCGGGAGCGAUACGCAACAAAUCGGAGGGUCUAUGGUUCUAUGGCAGUCAACCGUUAUGUUUGCUGGCUAAUUUACCAAUGCAAUUGUUUAAGUACAUCGUGGGCAAUGCGGUGGUUAACGGCAUCAUUAUGCACACGGUCAUCUUUAAGCACUAUAAGGAAUGGCAGACGAUUUAUGCAGCCGGUUCCAGACUGACGAACAUUAUGAUUGAUCGUGCACUGGGCAUAUUGUUGAUGUUGCUGUUGUUCACACUUGCCUCGCAUCCUGGCGAUUUCCUCAUUCAGAUCUCACACAUCAUCAUCAGUCAGCUGUACAGUCUGUUAAAGGUUUUAGAGGGUAGCCCAAUUGGUCUCAAGCUAAACAUACAUCUAAAUAAUUUCUUUCUCGAUUGCUUUAAAUACCACAUUGAAUUGUGGUCCACAUUUUUGGACUUAAUUGAGCCAAUUGUGCGACAAGUGUUUCUGGCAAUUGGCGCAUUCGGUUGUCUGGGCUUUACCUAUCAGAUCGCAUUGCUCGCUGAUCUAAUCUCAAUUGUCGGUCUGCAUGCGCAUUGCUUUUACGUCUAUACCAAAGUAUUAAAUAAUGUGGGAGUGAAAGGACUGACUGUAUUAUGGCAAGUGGUGCGUGGCAAUCGUUAUAACAUUCUUCGAAAUAGAAUUGAAGCACACAAUUAUAUGAAUCGCCAGCUAUAUCUUGCCACAAUAUUUUUCUCGGCUAUUUUAUUCUUGUUUCCCACAACGCUUGUCUAUUACGUUGUUUUUGCUACACUAAAGGCAUUAACGUUCGCUACAUUGGCCAUUUUGGAGUUUUUUCGACGCAAGAUUUUAAAUUUCCCCAUAGAAAUGUUUCUGAAAUGUGUGAAAAAAGGAUUUAACGAAAUUGACUGCCUGCGAGUAUUGGACAUUCCGCUUCAAAAACAAUUAUAUUUCAACUAUCGAAAUUCUAAAAUUGUAAUAUUUGUAUAUAAACUGCAAGUUUAAGACAAUUAAAAACAAGCUAAACAUAAACCAC
This is a messenger RNA of Drosophila nasuta, 1625 nucleotides long. It is a transcript of the gene PIG-Q, whose product is annotated as phosphatidylinositol glycan anchor biosynthesis class Q. The record is from RefSeq and is a predicted model, not a curated record. Lineage: Eukaryota; Metazoa; Arthropoda; Insecta; Diptera; Drosophilidae. The coding region runs from base 119 to 1594 and encodes 491 amino acids. The transcript has 8 exons. Gene Ontology annotation, biological process: GPI anchor biosynthetic process. Gene Ontology annotation, cellular component: endoplasmic reticulum; membrane.